Messenger RNA from Penicillium olsonii, 3930 nucleotides. NCBI's taxonomy places the organism in Eukaryota, Fungi, Ascomycota, Eurotiomycetes, Eurotiales, Aspergillaceae. The record is from the annotation of a GenBank genome assembly.
AUGACUGCUGAGGAUGUGCCCCCGAAGCGGAGCUGGAGGGAGAAAGCGGUUUUUUUCCGCCUCUUCGUCUAUGGCGAGCCGAGCAGAUCUGAUAUCGCGUUGCUGGCGCUCGCGCUUGUGUCUGCAAUUGCUUCCGGGAUCCCUUUUCCGAUCAUGUCGAUCGUGUUCGGACAACUGGUGGACGAGAUGAAUUCGACGACGUGCAAUGUGAAUGACACCAAUGGAGACUCGUAUCAGGAUGGAAUCAAUCAGAAAGUCUUGAUGAUUGUAUACAUUGGCAUCGCAUACCUUGCUCUGAUCUAUGUAUACGUGUUCAGCUGGAAUAUCACGGGUGAACGACUCGCCCAGCGUCUGAGGGAGAAAUACUUCAAAGCUAUCCUUCGUCAGGAUGUUGCCUUUUUCGAUAAUCUCCCUGCUGGCGAGGUAUCCUCCAGAAUCACGGGUGAUAUCACGACUGUGCAGCAGGGAACUUCCGAAAAAGUCGGUAUCGUGAUCAACGCGCUGGCUUUCUUUGUGACUGCCUACGUUGUGGCGUUCAUCAAAGAUCCCAAAUUGGCGGGCAUGCUGGUCUCCUUAACCCCGGCGUACCUGAUCAUGUCAUUGCUGGGCGGGUAUUUUGUGCAAAAGUACUUCGGUCGCGCAUUGGAGAGUAUGACCAAAGCCUCUUCGGUGGCCCUGGAAGCCUUCUCCAAUACCAUGGUGGUCCACUCAUUUUCAGCCAAUGCUCGGCUGGAGGAGAAAUUCACUGAAUUUCUCAAUCCUGGAAGAAUUGCGGGUAUUCGCAAAUCGAUCGCAACUGCUACUCAGGCUGGCUUGCUGUAUUUCAUCGCUUUCUCUGCCAAUGCGUUGGCGUUCUGGCAGGGAUCUCGGCAGAUCGCUGAUUCGGUGGAAUCAGACAGUGGUGGCAUAACAGUCGGAGCCACCUACACGGUUAUUUUCAUUCUGGUAGACGCAUCCCUCAUUCUAAGCACGGUUGCGCCAUUCCUUCAAAGCUUUGACGCCGCGUCAGUAGCCUUCACAAAACUGCGAGCCGACAUCGAGCACUCGUCGACAAUCGACGGCACUGCGGUGAAUACUGGGCAGGUUUUGUCGGAGGUGAAAGGGCAUAUCGAGUUCCGCGACGUUUCAUUUCGGUUUCCAUCUCGCCCGGAUAACCCAGUGCUUCGGAAUCUGUCGCUCUCAUGUCCUGCUGGCCAGCAAACUGCAAUUGUAGGUUUGUCCGGAAGUGGCAAGUCUACCGUUGCAGGCCUUGCGACCAGAUUUUACGAUGCCACAGAAGGCAGCGUGUUGUUAGAUGGCCAUGAUGUGAAGGACCUAAACGUGCGUGCACUUAGGAGCCACAUCAGUCUGGUCCAACAAGAGCCUUGCCUUCUUGAUCGAUCCAUUUUCGAAAAUAUCGCGCUGGGCCUCGUCAAUUCUCCCGCGCAUGGCCAUCUUCGAGAUAUCCUCAUCAGUGCAGCCCUUGCGGAUAUUGCAGCAGCAGUGCGAGAUGGCCAAUCUCUAGCCCAAGCCUCUCUCGAGCAUGGAAAUGACGCACGAGAAAUAGUCCAGCUUGUUGAGAACGCCUCCAAGCUUGCUGAUGCCAAUCAUUUCAUCCAGAAGCUAAAGGAGGGUUAUGGCACGCCCGUCGGAUCCAGUGGUAAUCUCAUCAGUGGUGGUCAAAAGCAGCGCAUUUCGAUAGCCAGGGCAUUGAUCAAGAAUCCCCGGAUUCUGAUUCUAGACGAAGCCACCGCCUCCUUGGACUCUGGAACAGAAAUGCGCAUCCAAAGGUCUUUGGAGAGUGUGGUGGUCGGUCGUACCGUCAUUGUCAUUGCGCAUCGCCUAUCCACCAUCAGGAAUGCAGACAACAUCAUUGUUAUGCGGCAAGGAAAGCUCAUUGAACAAGGUUCUCACACGGAGCUUCUGGCGGCUAAUGGUGCCUACGCAGAACUUGUCCGCCUCCAGAAUGUCAAUGUUCAAGGCUCCGGGGAGGGGUCAUCCACCCGUUCGGCUUCACCUGUCGAUCAGAUUACUGAAAAGGCAGAGCCCACCUUGUCCGUGGCGCAUGAGCUGCAAGACACGGAGAAGCUGGAUGCCUCUAAGGAGAAAGAUUCAAAGCCCAAGGAAAGCGGUGGUGUCGUUGAUGGGGAAAGACCCUUCUCUGCAACGGCCAGAUCUAUGGGCGCCAUGUUCCGUCCUUAUGCAUUUGUGCUCGUCUUUGCUGUCGCCGGAGCUGUUGUUAUUGGAGGCACAUACUGUGCCUCUGCGGUGAUCUUUGGCAAUGUCGUUGGCAAGCUCAGUGGUUGCGAAGAGCCCCAAACCAUUCGCGAAGCUGGAGAGUUCUAUGGCCUAAUGUUUUUCGUCCUGGCUAUCAUCGAAUUCUUCGCAAACUUCUUCAGUUGGUCACUGUUCGGGUGGAUAGCUGAGAACGUCAUCUACAAGGUCAGAGUCCUCUCCCUGAGGUCCAUUCUCGAGCAAAACCUCGAGUGGCAUGAGUCGAAUGAUCGCAAUCCGUCGCUUCUGUUGUCUUUGGUCACCAAGGACAGCAAUGCAUUGGCAGGCCUGACCGGGUCCGUUGUUUGCACGAUCCUGUCCAUCCUCAUUAACCUCUUCGCAGCAAUUAUCAUGACACACAUCAUCGCAUGGCGGAUUGCAUUGGUUUGCCUUUCUGUCGUGCCGUUAUUGCUUGCUGCUGGGUGGAUGCGAGUCAGCUCAUUGGCCCAGUUUGAAGAACGGCAUCUGGAAGCCUUUGCUCGUUCCGUCGGGAUCACCGUCGAGGCCGUGAACUCGAUCAAAACAGUCAUGUCGCUCUCUCUCGAACACGAAAUCAUGGGCACGUACCGUCGCUCGUUGGCCGCCCCCAUGAAAGACAUGACGCGUCAAAGCGCGUGGGCCAACCUAUGGCUUGCCAUUGGAUAUGGUCUCAGCAAUUUCCUGUAUGGCCUUGCAUACUGGUGGGGCGCAAAGAACAUCAUUGCCGGACACUACACGCAGACACAGUUCUUCAUUGUGCAACUGGCGCUGCUCGUCAGUUCCCAGUUGUGGGGCCAGAUGUUUGCCUUGGCGCCUGACGUGUCACGCGCCUUUCAGGCCACCCGUCGACUGCUCAAUCUGUUGGACUUGGGUUCCUCCAGUCUGUCACAGCCGCUUGCAUUGAAAGAUGUUGAGUCAAACGACAGCUCUGAGAAAAUUGACGAGACUCGCAAGGGUAUCAGCGUUUGCUUCAAGCACGUCCAAUUCGCCUAUCCCGCGCGACCGGAUACUCGCGUGCUCCAUGGCUUGGACUUUAAUGUCAAACCGGGCCAAUUCGCCGCCUUGGUGGGUCCAAGUGGUGCCGGUAAAUCCACCAUCAUCUCACUUGUCGAGCGCCUCUAUUCGCCCGAGACUGGCAGUGUGGAGGUCGACGGGCGGGACAUUGCAUAUGGUGACAUCUCUUUCCGUGACUCGAUUGCAUAUGUUCCACAACAAAGUGUGAUGUUUGAGGGCACGAUCCGAUUCAACUUGGCUCUGGGGGCACGCCCCGGUCACCAAGUUACACAAGCGGAGCUGGAAGAUGCCUGUCGACUCGCCAAUAUUCACGAGGUCAUUGAACAAUUGCCCGAAGGAUACGACACGCCUUGUGGACCUAAUGGUGAUCGUCUCUCUGGUGGGCAGAAGCAGCGAUUGGCGAUUGCGCGAGCGCUGAUCCGCAAACCCAAGCUGCUGCUUCUGGACGAGUCGACCAGUGCUCUUGACGCUGAGUCUGAGCGCUUGCUCCAGGAUGGCUUGGAGAAAGCAAGCAAGGACAUGACAGUGAUUGCGAUUGCGCAUCGUCUGUAUACGAUUCGCAAAGCGGAUGUCAUUUUCUUGAUUGAGGACGGGCGAUGUGUCGAGCAGGGCACUCAUGCCCAGUUGGUGGAGCGUAGCGAGACUUACCGAGUCAACGCCUUGAACCAAGCCGUGGAUAGCUAG